AUGGAAGGAUACUAUCCUUCCAAUCAGCUGCCUACUCAGGAGCAGCAGAGGCAGCAGCAAAACAAUAUCAACAACACGCAUCAGCAUCAGCAACAGCAACAGCAGCAGCAGCAACAGCAGCAGCAGCAGCAGCAGCAGCAGCAGCAGCAGCAGCAACAAAUGCCUCCCGGCAUGAGUAUGCCACGCAGCAACACAUUUGCUGGUCAAUUGAUGGGCAAUCCAACACUACUCCAGCGCCGUGCAAGCGCUUCUCUCGGCUUCGGAGCGCGGCAGCUGUCGGACGAGGUAGACGCCAGACGCAUGUCAUUGGUAGUAGAGCAAGGAGCAAUGAAUCCGCCAUCCGCAACUGGGCCUGGUAGUUUCAUGGGAUUUCAGCCCUCAGCGCCACAUAUUAACAAUUUUUCGAUGCUGGAUACCUCGAACAUGGGCAACAUGAUGCCUGAUGGCGAUAGUUUUCCGAACUUAUCUCCUGAUGCCAUGGGCAACUUGGUAUCUGCUCAGUUCGCCAAUAUCAACAUGGGAGCAAUGUUUCCCAAUGCUGACCCAGGUUCAAGUGCCGUGCUCGGCACACAAACGUCACCAAACGCCAUACAGUUAUCCAUGCCCUCCAACGAUGCUAUGCAAUUUAGCAAUACUGCACAAUAUGACGCCUUUACCAACCCGCGUGAGAAUACGGUUCCGGCUCCCCUUCAAAUGAGCCAGCUCGAAACGCCCACCAAUCCAUCUCAUGAUCCAAGGCUUAGCGCGACUGCUCCUGGUGUUGAUCAAUCCAUCCCAUCAAUCCCCCGCCAUGAAUCAUCAUCUGGCUCCGCCGUUUCCCCCGCUCAAGAAAAACCUUCAUCAACCGGACCUACCCAACCAAGCGCCUCAUCUGUCGCCACGACCCCAAACGCUCCAGCGACUUCCAAGGAUCUUCGCGAGAGAUCGAUUUAUUCCAAAAGCGGUUUUGAUAUGCUCAAAGCUCUCUGGCUCGUUGCAUCCAGGAAGAAUCCCACAAUUGAUCUAGGAGCAGUGGACAUGUCGUGUGCGUUUGUUGUGUGCGACAUCACCAUGAACGAUUGCCCUAUUAUAUAUGUCUCUGAUAAUUUCCAAAACUUGACUGGGUACAGUAGCCACGAUAUUGUUGGCCAAAACUGCCGUUUCCUUCAAGCACCAGAUGGGAAAGUCGAGGCCGGAACUAAGCGCGAUUUUGUUGAUAACGGCGCAGUGUUUAACUUGAAGAAGAUGAUAGAAGAGAGACGGGAGGUUCAACAAAGUCUCAUCAACUACCGAAAAGGCGGCAAGCCGUUUCUUAACCUUCUGACAAUGAUUCCGAUACCCUGGGAUACAGAUGAGACCCGCUAUUUUAUUGGAUUCCAGAUCGACCUUGUCGAAUGUCCUGACGCUAUUGCUGGUUCUGAAUUUGGUGGCGUCGCCGUGAAUUACAAGCACAGUGAUAUUGGCCAGUACAUAUGGACGCCACCUUCCUCCGCGUUCUGGGAAGCCGACAACGGACAGACUUUGGGCGUUGACGAUGUGUCAACCAUUUUGCAACAGUUCAAUGCCAAGGGUAUCGCGUCCGACUGGCAUCGUCAGUCUUGGGAUAAGAUGCUUCUUGAAAACUGCGACGACGUGAUUCACGUACUCUCUCUCAAGGGCCUCUUUCUCUAUCUCUCGCCAGCCUGUAAACGCGUCCUGGAGUAUGAUGCCGCGGAAUUGGUUGGCAACUCAUUAUCAUCAAUCUGUCAUCCUUCCGAUAUCGUCCCUGUUACACGCGAAUUGAAAGAUGCGACCACCGGAGAUCAAGUAAAUAUUGUUUUCAGGAUUCGACGAAAGCAAAGCGGGUACACGUGGUUUGAGAGCCAUGGCUCUCUGUACGUUGAGCAAGGUAAAGGCCGCAAAUGCAUCAUUCUUGUCGGCAGAAAACGACCUGUGUUUUCCAUCAGUCGCCGAAAUAUUGAAUGCAAUGGUGGCAUUGGGGAUAGCGAGUUGUGGACCAAGUUGUCGACCUCCGGCACCUUCCUCUACGUAUCCUCGAAUGUGCGAUCUCUUCUUGACUUGCAGCCCGAAUCGCUAGUCGCCACAAGCAUCCAGGAGCUCAUGCGGAAAGAUUCGAGGCCGGAGUUCGGUCGCACAUUGGAAAAGGCCCGACGGGGAAAGAUUGUGACCUGCAAACACGAAGUUCUGAACAGGCGUGGCCAAGGGCUCCAAGCUCAAACUACACUCUAUCCUGGAGAUGCUACUGAGGGACAAAAGCCAUCUUUCUUACUUGCCCAGACGAAGCUGUUGAAAGCAUCCUCAAGAGCUCUUGCGCCAGCUAUUUCGACAGCGGGCUCUACUGCUAGUAGAUCGAUGCAUGGCCAAAUUUCCCAACCCGGAGGCGGCGGCCUAGCUCUCGGAAAUCAAGACGAGGCACUUGCGUCUGACGAUAACAUUUUCGAUGAGUUGAGAACGACGAAAUGUUCGAGCUGGCAGUUCGAGCUGCGUCAAAUGGAGAAAGUAAACCGGAUCCUCGCAGAAGAGCUUGGUGGCUUGCUAUCUAGCAAGAAAAAGAGAAAGCGGCGCAAGGGGGUUGGCAACGUGGUUCGCGAUUGCGCCAAUUGCCACACGCGCAAUACGCCAGAAUGGCGUCGAGGACCCAGUGGCCAACGCGAUCUUUGCAACAGCUGUGGCCUGCGCUGGGCCAAACAGAUAGGUCGAGUCUCGCCGCGCAACUCCGUACGCAAUGACGACUCCCAAAGCCGAAAGUCUGCGUCACCAAUACAUUCAUCACCUCUGCACAAGGAGGUGCCUGCAAGCGCAAACUCGUCUAAUCCUCAAGCCAAGAGAUCCGAAACUUCGGCUUCUACAGAUGCCAUAUCCUCUUCUACCACCAACCAGCCCACGAACCGCACUGUCAGUGCUGGUACUGCGAUGGCUUCAAUUCGAGAAGAGCGAGAAACUAGCGUACCUUGA
Molecule: messenger RNA, 2934 nt
Organism: Cordyceps fumosorosea ARSEF 2679
Lineage: Eukaryota; Fungi; Ascomycota; Sordariomycetes; Hypocreales; Cordycipitaceae
Product: Zinc finger domain-containing protein, GATA-type
Exons: 2
Coding region: 1-2934 (977 amino acids)
Biological process (GO): regulation of DNA-templated transcription
Cellular component (GO): nucleus
Molecular function (GO): protein binding; zinc ion binding; sequence-specific DNA binding
Source: RefSeq, a predicted model, not a curated record